Messenger RNA from Ooceraea biroi (clonal raider ant), 3688 nucleotides. It is a transcript of the gene YME1L, whose product is annotated as ATP-dependent zinc metalloprotease YME1L. Gene Ontology annotation, molecular function: ATP hydrolysis activity; ATP binding; metalloendopeptidase activity. The record is from RefSeq and is a predicted model, not a curated record. Gene Ontology annotation, cellular component: mitochondrial inner membrane. Gene Ontology annotation, biological process: mitochondrion organization; protein quality control for misfolded or incompletely synthesized proteins. Lineage: Eukaryota; Metazoa; Arthropoda; Insecta; Hymenoptera; Formicidae.
UCGGCGAUUCUGACAGAUCGAUAGUUCGUGGCGCUGACGGUUAACCAUCAAUUGGCUUGACGUUCGAAACAUCAUCGAUGGAUUAGAAGGCAAAAAACAAGAAACGAUCACUAAUGUCUCGAUAAAUUGAUAAGUGAUCGGCCACGUGACUGUACAUACGAGCAAUUCCGCGGCUGCCUGACAAAUUCGCGGUAGGAUAUUCAGUGCGAGAGCUGUUCGAACGAUUGACACGUGAUCGUUUGCACGGUGCGAUUCAUCGUUUCUUCGCAUUUCGCGCGAUCGUUUCUCGAUCAUCUAAAGUUCUUGUAGUCGACGCGAUUACCCGCUCGUGCAACUUGGGAUUAUGGUAUCUCUUCAAUCACAUAAUCAGGUACUAUACCAUCUAACACAGUUGACAUUGGCUGUGACACCUAGAACUACCUCAGUUCAAAUAAUAAGACCAGAUAAAUCUCUACAAAAAAAUGCGGACGAUAUUUGUCGGGACAGCCUCGAGGAGGCGGCGAGAAAUUGUACUGAGCUGCCAGAGAUAAGCUUAAAUGCUUUGAGCAUGUUGAGACUGAAGGAGGAUAAGGUAUGCAUGAUGCUGGAUGACAUAGCUGUUAGUAUACUCGGGAAACCUCUAAACGAAACCAACAAAUGGCGAGUAUCUUACUUAUCGGGUCUAAGCUUCACCGAGAACAAACAGGGCUUCUCGUGCUCGCCGUUGAUGGAACCCAUCAUCUUACCUGCCAUCCAUCUCGCGUCUAAGCAGCAACGCAAACUGCUGCAUACCUGGCAUGUCAAGGCGCUGCGCAAUCAUAGUCAUGUACCGAUUCGUACGUUCAAGUCGCAACGUAGCAUCAAAAUGGAACUGGAGCAAAACCGUCCGUUCAUGAGCAGACUGAAAAAGUGGCUGGGCUUGUCCUCGAAUGUUCAAGUGAACAUGCAGGACCUAAAGAAAACAGAUUACGACAGACUGAAGCAGAUCUUUAACAGUACGGAGACCGACGAGCAGAAGAGAAUGAAACUCGCUUUCGCAGAGGGAUACGAGUCUGGACUACUCCGGCAGUCGCGAGGCCAAUACUUUGUGUUGAAGAUCAUGCAGAGAUUGAUAACUCUUUUUAUAAUUAUUAGUCUGAUCCUUGGCAUAUCGCUUUACGUUAGUUACCCCGGCGGAGGAGUAUUCAAGCUGUCUAUGGGCCACAGGAUCGAAAUCAAUCCCGAGGACAUCAACGUCACUUUUAGCGACGUUAAAGGGGUAGAUGAGGCGAAACAGGAGCUUCUGAAUGUGGUGGAAUUCUUGAAGAAUCCUGACAAAUUUUCCGCUCUCGGCGGAAAAUUGCCGAAGGGUGUUCUGCUGGUUGGUCCACCGGGAACGGGAAAGACGCUAUUGGCGCGCGCGGUUGCCGGUGAAGCCGGUGUACCCUUCUUCCACGUGGCAGGUCCCGAGUUCGAUGAGAUUCUAGUCGGUCAGGGUGCUCGGCGCGUUCGGGACUUGUUCAGAGCGGCAAAGGAAAAAGCGCCGUGUGUAGUGUUCAUCGAUGAGAUCGAUUCCGUGGGCGCGAAGAGGACGAACUCGGUUCUCCAUCCGUACGCGAAUCAGACGAUUAAUCAGUUGCUCUCUGAGAUGGACGGUUUUCGUCAGAACGAGGGAGUCAUAGUCCUCGGCGCCACGAAUAGACGCAAGGAUCUCGAUAAGGCACUGAUGCGUCCCGGCCGCUUCGACGUUGAGAUCUACGUUAACAAGCCCGAUUAUCUCGGCCGUAAGGAGAUACUGGAUCUCUACUUGUCCAGAAUAUUAACGCACGACAUCGAUACCGUCUACCUGGCUCGCUGCACUACGGGCUUCACUGGAGCUGAUAUUGAAAAUAUGGUAAACCAAGCUGCAUUACGCGCGGCGAUCGACGAGGCGGACUAUGUGACCAUGAAGCACCUGGAAUACGCUAGGGAUAAGGUGUUGAUGGGUCCCGAGGGGAAGCUCAAGUCGCGCGACGAAGAAGUCAAUCGUAUCACGGCGUACCACGAAGCGGGACACGCUCUCGUAGCGUUUUACACGAAGGAUGCCACGCCGCUUCAUAAAGUUACCAUCGUGCCACGAGGACCGUCGUUAGGCCACACUUCUUUCAUGCACGAGAAAGACGUUUAUUAUACCACGCGAGCGCAGCUGUUAGCCACUUUGGAUUCCAUGAUGGGCGGUAGAGCCGCGGAGGAGUUAGUUUAUGGGACAGACAAAAUAACAACAGGAGCAUCGUCCGAUCUAAUGGAAGCAACGAAGAUAGCAGAAACGAUGGUGAAGAAUUUCGGGAUGUCGGACAAGGUGGGAUUUAGGUCGAUAUCGGACGGUAAGGAGUUUUUCGGAAAUGGCAUUACGUACGCGGCAAGCACGACCGAGGCCAUCGACUAUGAAGUAAAGCGGCUUCUUCAGGAAUCGUAUGAACGCGCGAAAACGAUUUUAAAAACGCACGCGAAGGAACACAAGCAGCUAGCAGAAGCCCUAUUGCAGUACGAGACAUUGGAUGCGGAAGAUGUGGCUGCCAUAGCAAACGGUAAAUAACACGGGAUUGAGUAAACGAGACUUUACUGGCGACUCGAAGAGAUUGACGAAAGAAUCGUAAUCUAAGCGCGAUUUGAGAAUAGAUUUAUCGAGAAGGUAGGAACUACGAAUAAUUGUACAAUUGAGCGUAACGUCUGAUAACAUCUGAAUCUUAUAUUUUGUACAAGGCCUUUGUAGCUUUGUACGAGAGACAUAUUAAAAUACAUUUGAAAGUUGCGUGUCGCGGAUACGCGAUCCCUUCUUUUUGGAUCAACCGUCUUCUUCUCUUCGGUAAUAAUAAUAUAAAAUGUAAAUAGUACGUCAUUGCACACAACUACGUACGAUUGCCUACAAAAUGGGUGCUGUUGGUAUUAAUUGUGCUGCUGCCGUAUUAUUUAAUUAACUAUAUAUGUAGUAAUACUAUAUAUAUAUAGUUAACAUUUAUAAUAUAUAAAAUAUAUAAAAAGACCACCACUAUAUAUGCAUUAUUAUAUUUCUAUUUUAAAUUGAUAGACGCUCAUUUUUAAUACAACAGCACCUGUGUUUCGAUAGGAUGCCUACCGUUGAUCAGAUUUCCACCACUGAUUAUUAAUUAUCGCGAAAAAGAUGCAGCUUCUUUCGUACAUUGUUGUUGCAAUUUUUUAACGGAUACGUGUAUUCAAAAAGCAGACAGAAAAAACAAUUGUUGGUCUAAAAGAGUUACGUUUUCGAUCGAAACAGUGAUCUUUCCCUCGCAGUUCUUAUUUCUAGUCUGCAUGCAUUAAAACAAAAUUAACUGAUAACGCUGAAAUUUUUUUUAAUAACAAUGGCAAUUGUUGAGAUUACAGUUAUUAGCGAAUUAAUUUUAUCUUCCCCUCGACUGUAUUUAAGGUUCAGAAAAUAUCGUCGAGCAUGGAAAUAUACCAAAAGCUUUGAUUUACCGUUAAUAAAUAAUACAAAUGCAAAUUACAAUGUAUAUAUUACGUAGUAUGUAAUAUAUAUAUAUAUAUACACAGAUAUUUAUUACAUCUCGAGAUCAUGCUUUCAUUUCAUGCUUUCUUGCUUCCUUUUAACGUCCAUAAUAAUUUUUAAUUUUUAAUCGUCCUCUAUAUAUCGUCUUUCUAUAUAGGGUCUUUCUAUAUGAGUAAUAUAAAUUUAUUAUAAUAUAAAAAUAGUACACAUUAUGAUUUCGUCGAA